AUGGAAGUGCCCCCUGGUUUGGAUGUUAAACAUCCCAAUGUAGUUUGGAAGCAGGCAUCUCUACAAUGGUUUGCCAAACUCUCUCAAGCUCUUCUUCAACAUGGCUUUACUCAAGGCAAUUCUUAUUGCUCACUUUUCAUCAAGAAAACUGCCACUUCUUUCAUUACUUUACUAGUAUAUGUGGAUGAUGUUCUACUAGCUAGUGAUAAUCUAAUUGAGAUUCAGCAACUCAAGAUAUUUCUGCAUGAUAAGUUCACAAUCAAGGACUUGGGGCAGCUGAAGUACUUCCUAGGAUUGGAAGUAGCCAGAUCAAAGCCUGGCAUCUCUCUCUAUCAAAGAAAGUAUACUUUGGAUAUACUUCAAGAUGCAGGUCUCACAGGUUCCAAGCCAGCUGCAUUUCCAAUGGAAUCUACUCUUAAACUUAGUGCAGAUGAUCCUAAUCUCUAUGAAGAUGCCUCGGGUUACAGAAGGUUAAUUGGCAGGCUACUAUAUUUGACAGUUACAAGGCCUGACUUGGCCUAUUCUGUUCAAGUCCUUAGCCAGUUUAUUGCUAAACCAGCAGUUUCUCAUUAUCAAGUUGCUAUGCGUGUGCUUAGAUACUUAAAAGCUACACCAGGACAAGGAUUGUUCUUCUCUUCAUCUUCAGAUUUUCAAUUAAAAGCUUUUUCUGACAGUGAUUGGGCAAGUUGCUUAGACACCAGGAGAAGUGUUACAGGAUAUGCAAUUUUUCUAGGAGAUUCUUUAAUCUCAUGGAAAUCAAAGAAACAAGCCACAGUUAGCAGAUCAUCUAUACAAGCAGAAUAUAGGGCUCUUGCUGCCACAACAUGUGAGGUGCAGUGGUUAUUAUAUGCCCUUCAAGAUCUCAGUGUUGUUCACUCUCAGCCUACAAUGCUCUACACUGACAGCAAAUCAGCUUUGUCCAUUACAACUAUUCCAGUACAACAUGAGAGGACUAAACAUAUUCAAAUCGAUUGCCAUCUUGUUAGGGAGAAAUUGCAGCAGAAUGUUAUAAAGCUUUUCUAUAUUCCCUCAAGAUUACAACUAGUAGAUAUAUUUACCAAACCUCUCGGAUCAUUGCCUUUCCAUCAUAAUUUGCGCAAGAUGAACAUUAUCAAUAUACAUGCUCAUCUUCAGGGGGGGUGUUGGAGUAUAGCCUCUCAUAUUGACAGCAUGGAGUUGAAGUCUAAAGAAGAAAAGCUAAAGGCUGAAAAAGAGCAAGAGAAGAUUUAA
Carya illinoinensis is the source of this 1230-nucleotide messenger RNA. RefSeq lists its product as uncharacterized. The record is from RefSeq and is a predicted model, not a curated record. Lineage: Eukaryota; Viridiplantae; Streptophyta; Magnoliopsida; Fagales; Juglandaceae. Bases 1 to 1230 code for a protein of 409 amino acids. The transcript has a single exon.